AUGGCUGGUCAAAGUGAAACCCUAGAUAAUUCUAUAGAGAUGGAUGAGUCUUUGAUUGGGGUACUGGGUUGUGAUUUGGGGGCAAGUGAAGGUGAAUUGAAUGAUGGUUUGGGUUUUGGUGGAUCAAUUAAGGAGGGUAAAGAUUUGAAUCCUGUUAUUGAAGGAGUUUUAGGGUUUGAGGGUUCUCAAGAUAUUGAGAGUGAGAUGAUUGAGUUGGGUGGAAAUGAAGCAGCUUUGAAAACAUUGGAUGAGAAGGAGAAAGAAGUGAUGAUGAGUGAUGCUGUUGAGGUUGAGUUAGAUGAAGGGAAAGUUGGAAUUUCUGACAAGAUUGAUAAUUUGCAUGAAGAGCAAGAAUUUAGUGAUGCUGAUGAGGUAAAAGUCGUAAAGCAUGUCUCUGUGAAGAAUUCGGGAAAAAGUUAUCAGGCGAGGUAUCAGCUGCCAGCAGAAAAAGAAGGGAAGUUUUCUAUGAAUGAUUUGGUUUGGGGGAAGGUGAGGAGUCACCCGUGGUGGCCGGGACAAAUAUUUGAUCCGUUGGAUUCAUCUGCAGAGGCAAUGAAGCAUUUUAAAAAGAAUAGCUAUUUGGUAGCGUAUUAUGGGGAUGGAACAUAUGCCUGGAAUGAAGCAUCUAAGCUGAAGUCGUUUAGGUCACAUUUCUCUAAUAUUGAGAAGAAUAAAAAUUCGGAAGUAUUCCAGAGUGCUUUAGAUUUUGCUUUGGAUGAAGUCAAAAGACGAGUGGAGUUUGGGCUGGCAUGUUCUUGCAUACCGAAAGAUACUUAUGAGAAGAUUAAACACCAGACUAUUGAAAACUCUGGGAUUCAACAAGAGCCGAGUUUCAUAAACAGAGUUGAUGAAUCUUUAAGUGUUAGCUCCUUUUUACCGGAGAAUCUUAUGAAAUACUUGAAAGAUCUAUCCAAGUUUCCAACUGGAGGCUUUGACCGAUUGGAGCUUUUAAUAGCUAAGGCUCAGUUACUUGCUUUCUAUCGUUUAAAGGGUUACUCUUGCUUGCCUGAAUUCCAAUAUUUCAGAGGUUUGGACAACGAAAUCAACCCCUCAAUUAACGAUACUGAUAAUAGAUUGAGUGAGGUUUAUGAGCAUACAAUUCAUGUGAGUAAAAUUGGCGAUCAAACUGGUACCGGAAAUUCAAAAACCACAAAUCGAUCCCGCCGCAAGCAUAAAAAUAAUCUAAAGGAUGAUGUCUAUCCAGCAAAAAAGAAAAGCUUGUUAGAACGAGCAAGUGUGACUCCAGAUUCUACCCAUGGUGAUUAUCUGAAUGACGAGGCCAAUGCUAAUGUAACUUACCCGGUCUUUUCCAAGAAACGGAAGACUAUUAAUCACCACACUGAUGUCUCGGGAAUGAAAGGCAGAAGAAAAACUAUUUCCCUUGUAAAAAGUUCAAACACCACAGUACAAUCAUUUAAAAUCGGUGAAUGUAUCCGUAGGGUUGCUAGCCAACUUACUAGGCCUCCAUCUUUAUUGAAAUGUUCUGGGAACAGAUCUCAGAUGACAGAUGGAAAUGCAGAUAGUUUUUCAGGAAAUGAAUCUGAUUCCUUCUCUCCGAGUCUCGAGGAGACUCAGAAGUCAAGCUUGACUAUUCCUACAGAGGUUUCAUCUCUAGAUGAUUUGCUAUCUUUACUUCAGCGUGUAGCACAAGAACCACAGGGGGAUUAUCGUUUAUUGAAUGUUAUAGUGAGUUUCUUCUCUGAUUUUAGGAAUUCAAUCGCAAUGGCCGACGAUUCCAAGAAAGAAAUCUUACCUACAGAUGAAGUUGGCACUAUAAGGAGGAAACAACCUGUAGGUGGAUCUCCGAAAACAUUUGACAGUGAUGAUCUGAAUGACACACAUUGCAUCCAGAAUGGUUCUGAAGAACAACAAUCACAGAGAAGCAGCAGACUUGACCAUCCAGAAAAACCUGUUCAUGUGUAUGCCCGUAGGUCAUAUUCCAAGAAACAAUGUUUUGAUAGCAACCAUGCUGAGAUUCGUGAAAAACCUUCUGGUUAUAUAGAUGAGAAAUCCCCAGCUGAACUUGUUUUGACCUUUAACGAGUUGGAUUCUGUUCUCUCAGAAACAAGCCUAAAUAAUAUUUUUAAGCAAUUUGGACCUCUAAAGGAAUCUGAAACACAAAUUGAUAGAGGAAGUAGCCGGGCAAGAGUGGUUUUCAAGAAAUGUGCCGAUGCGGAGGUUGCUUUCAGUAGCGCUGAAAAGUUCAACAUAUUUGGACAAAGUCAUGUAGAUUACCGGCUUAACUACUCACCAAGUGCAUUUUUGAAAACUGCAUCUUUUUCCACAAUGCCUGAUGAGGAAAUGUAUCUUAAUCUUUCCAAUGUUGAGCUUAAUAUGGCCUGA
Lathyrus sativus (Indian pea) is the source of this 2343-nucleotide messenger RNA. The record is from the annotation of a GenBank genome assembly. Lineage: Eukaryota; Viridiplantae; Streptophyta; Magnoliopsida; Fabales; Fabaceae.